AUGGCCCCAGAGUCCAAAUUUACCAUCAAGGCUAUCAGGUCAUACAUCAUCGGAGGCGUAGGCUCCGGAGGUGACUAUCAUAACGUGAAGGGCGGUCAUUGGCUUAUUGACAGCGAUAUCUCGACGCCGUGUUCACGAUGGGAGCAGUUUCGCAAGUCGCGUACUAGCUGGGGCAUUAAUGUCCUCGGAUCAUUCCUCGUUGAGAUUGAAUCCGCCGAUGGCACCGUGGGCUUUGCUACUGGGUUUGGCGGACCUCCGGGCUGCUGGCUGGUGCAUCAGCAUUUUGAGCGUUUCCUCAUCGGGGCCGAUGCGCGCAAUACGAACCUUCUCUUCGAGCAAAUGUACCGAGCCUCCAUGUUCUACGGACGCAAGGGCCUCCCCAUUGCCGUCAUUUCUGUCAUCGAUCUGGCCCUAUGGGAUCUUGUGGGAAAGAUCAGAAACGAGCCUGUAUUCCGCAUGAUAGGAGGCGCCACCAAGGAGCGCGUCGACUUCUACUGUACUGGCCCGGAGCCUCCCUCCGCUCGUGACAUGGGCUUCUGGGGUGCCAAGGUGGCGCUCCCCUUUUGCCCAGACGAAGGCCAUGUCGGCCUGCGUAAGAACGUCGAGUACCUACGCAAGCAGCGUGAGCGUGUGGGGCCGGACUUCCCUCUGAUGGUGGACUGCUACAUGAGCCUCAACGUUUCGUACACGAUUGACCUUGUCAAAGCGUGCGCCGACCUCGACAUCAACUGGUGGGAAGAAUGCCUGUCACCCGAUGACACCGACGGCUUCGCGCAAAUUAAGCGUGCGCACCCGACUGUCAAGUUCACCACGGGCGAGCACGAGUACUCGCGCUUCGGCUUUCGCAAGCUCGUCGAGGGCCGCAACCUUGACAUCAUUCAGCCCGACGUCAUGUGGCUUGGCGGCCUAACUGAGCUGCUCAAAGUCUCCGCCAUGGCCGCCGCCUACGAUAUUCCCGUCGUCCCUCACGCAAGCGGUCCCUACAGUUACCACUUUGUCUUCUCCCAGCCCAACACCCCCUUCCAGGAGUACCUCGCCAACUCACCCGACGGCAAGUCUGUCCUCCCCGUCUUUGGAGACCUCUUCAUAGACGAGCCUAUUCCCACAAAGGGCUACCUUACCACCGCAGACAUUGAUAAGCCCGGCUUUGGCCUCACCAUCAAUCCGGCUGCCCGUCCCAAGCUCAUUUCUUCCUCGUACCUUCUCACCCCUCCGCCCGCCGCUGGCCUCACUCCAGCUACCCCUGAAAAGGAGGACAAGUCCGCGGAUGUAAAGUCCAACGGUUUCAUUGGUAACUUGACCGCGAAGGUUGACAGACUGACCUCGUCGUGA
This is a messenger RNA of Geosmithia morbida, 1332 nucleotides long. Its product is annotated as L-rhamnonate dehydratase. NCBI's taxonomy places the organism in Eukaryota, Fungi, Ascomycota, Sordariomycetes, Hypocreales, Bionectriaceae. The record is from RefSeq and is a predicted model, not a curated record. Gene Ontology annotation, biological process: carbohydrate catabolic process. The coding region runs from base 1 to 1332 and encodes 443 amino acids. The transcript has 4 exons. Gene Ontology annotation, molecular function: magnesium ion binding; L-rhamnonate dehydratase activity.